Cornus florida is the source of this 1243-nucleotide messenger RNA. RefSeq names its product bifunctional protein FolD 2. Gene Ontology annotation, biological process: tetrahydrofolate interconversion. The record is from RefSeq and is a predicted model, not a curated record. Gene Ontology annotation, molecular function: methylenetetrahydrofolate dehydrogenase (NADP+) activity; methenyltetrahydrofolate cyclohydrolase activity. The coding region runs from base 133 to 1032 and encodes 299 amino acids. The transcript is spliced from 5 exons. Lineage: Eukaryota; Viridiplantae; Streptophyta; Magnoliopsida; Cornales; Cornaceae. Gene Ontology annotation, cellular component: cytosol.
AGGUCCCCUCUCAUCUCCAAAACCUCCAUCUUCAUCCACAACGAUUUCAUUUCAUGUGAAUUACGGUGAGACAGUUUAGUCUCUCUCAUAUUUUAUAGUUAUUGGAGUAAAUUGAAAGAGAGUUAUUCGACAAUGGCGUCGCCUUCGGAUCACCAGGCCACCGUAAUCGACGGCAAAGCAGUCGCACAGACAAUUCGAUCUGAAAUCGCCUCCGAAGUUCGUCAUCUGUCCCAGAAAUACGGCAAGGUCCCAGGACUGGCUGUAGUCAUUGUGGGCAAUAGAAAGGAUUCUCAAAGCUAUGUGGGUAUGAAGAGAAAGGCAUGUGCUGAAGUUGGGAUUAAGUCCUUUGACAUAGACCUCCCAGAGCAAGUACUUGAAGCUGAGUUGAUUAGCAAGGUUCAUGAGUUAAAUGCAAAUCCUGAUGUACACGGUAUAUUAGUUCAGCUUCCAUUGCCAAAACAUAUAAACGAAGAGAAAGUCUUGACCGAAAUCAGUCUCGAGAAAGACGUAGAUGGCUUUCAUCCUCUGAACAUUGGCAAGCUGGCCAUGAAAGGCAGAGAACCUCUGUUCCUUCCUUGCACCCCCAAGGGCUGUCUUGAACUUCUAUCACGAAGUGGCAUUAGCGUAAGGGGAAAGAAGGCAGUCGUGGUGGGUCGAAGUAACAUAGUUGGAUUGCCAGUUUCACUGCUACUUCUAAAGGCAGAUGCCACAGUUACAGUUGUUCACUCACAUACUUGUAAUCCCGAGAAUGUCAUUCGUGAAGCAGACGUUAUAAUUGCUGCAGCAGGACAAGCAAUGAUGAUUAAGGGCAGCUGGAUAAAACCUGGUGCUGCAGUUAUUGAUGUUGGGACAAACGCUAUAGAUGAUCCAAGUAGAAAGUCAGGUUAUCGACUUGUUGGAGAUGUAGACUUUCGAGAAGCAUGUAAGGUAGCUGGUUGGAUAACUCCGGUUCCAGGAGGUGUGGGCCCAAUGACUGUUGCAAUGCUGCUGAAGAAUACCUUGGAUGGUGCCAAACGUGUGAUUGAAUUGUAAACUCCCUUGUUAAUUUUUCACUUCACAAUGAGAUCUUGCGACUUUUCAAGAUACAAAUUUGUAGGAACGCAUUUUUAUAUGUCCACUGCAUAUGCUUCUCCUCUACUUCUAUAAGGAUUACAUAAAGUUAUGAACGUCUUUAGCACUGCAGAUAAAUGAUUAAAAUAAACUUCGAGUGAAAUUGAGGUACUUGAAGUAAUUUUUUUACUUA